AUGGCGGUACUUUCAUUGCUUUCUUUGCUGUUAGCGACGGCUGCACGAUUUCCAGCAUCUAUUGAGGCCAAGUGCGUGAUGACACAGACGUGUGUGAAUCCAGAUAAUAUCCCAGACUACGACCAAUGCAUCCCCGAAGCAUACAAGAAGCCUAAAGAUCCGCUUCCUAUGACAGGAGACGGCUGGCCAAGCGUUAUCGGUGGCGGUAGCUGUACUAAUGCCACCGACUGCAAUGGUAAGGGCCAAUGUGUCAAUAAUGUCUGUGUCUGUCGUCGAGAUGGUAUGGCCGCUGGUCCUUAUUGCAAUCAAUUUACUAUCCAGUGUCCCGCCUAUAGAGCCAAAGCCUGCUGUUCAUGGCAGCAAAAUCAAGCCAUGGCCGAGAACUUUAGAUUAAUGGCCAGUGUCUUUGCCAAGAACAGUGCAGGAGGCUGUGACGCUUGUGCUGUGAAUCUCAUGAGUUUAUGGUGUGGUCUCGUGUGUUCACCAGAGCAAGACCAGUUUAUGGAGAUGACUCAUGCCUGGCCAAGUAUUAAUUACCGACCGGAUCCAAUGACGGGAAAGGAAAAAGUGAAAGUGUUGGAGCUGAAUGUGGCACUAGACAAAGACUUUACGUGUGCCAUUUUCGACUCGUGCAAGAACACGGCAAUUGUGUCCAUGGCUGCGGCAAUGAAAUCUUCACUUGGAUUUCUGAAUUAUCAGAUGCAAGUUGGAGCUGUGGGUCAUGGAGAAUACAUUGCCAUGCAUUUCAACGCCAGCAAAGACAGGUCGUUUGACCACAAUGUGCUCAAAUGCUCGAAUUAUUCAGAAGUUGAAGCGAUACGGAAGACAUUACCGACGCAGGCACAACUGCUAGAGUCAAUCACUUCCAAGUCUAGGGACGACAAGCAAUGUCCGUGUGGAGCAUGUCGUGCAACGUGUGACACGCACACUAGCGGUGGUAGCCACAUUCAUGUUGUCGAUGACCCAAUUUCGAUGCUAUCUGGCUUUAGUACCAAGCUUGUCGCGACUGUCUACGGACUGCUCGUGAUUUUCAUAUUUGUCUGGAAAAGAUGGAAGGAUCAAUGA
Molecule: messenger RNA, 1065 nt
Organism: Peronospora farinosa
Lineage: Eukaryota; Oomycota; Peronosporomycetes; Peronosporales; Peronosporaceae
Source: the annotation of a GenBank genome assembly